AUGGCAGGUGAUCUCACUUAUGUGGACGUGGCAACGCUACCCAAGGAAAGACCACAUGCCCCUUCUCGGACAUCAGCUCCAGAAAACACGGUCACAUAUGCUGAGCUACGUGUGAAGCCGAGACCCAAGAGGAAGAGCAGUUCAGAGACUUCUGCUUCUGGCUGCUGGCACAGACGCCCGGUCUGGUUCUAUGUGGUGCUGAUCCUGGGAGUCCUUGUGCUCAUCCUGCUGGGUGUCAUUGCCAUACUGGCCAAGCAACUUUCUAAAGGCAGAGCAGGAAAAUCAGAAAGUUUGUCCCAGCAUGAUAUAAACAGCACUGUUGACCACAUUUCUUCAGAGAAAGCUGUCUUGGUGCUUCAGCUGAAAUGGCUCAUGGAGGAACUGUGUGAAGAUCGACAGAGAGCAAAAUGUGAGCUGUGUCCUCCAGGGUGGCAACUACACAGAGGGAAAUGCUACUAUUUCUCUGAGGAGGCUGUAAACUGGGAUGACAGCCAGAGAAAGUGUCUGGCCAGGAAAUCCCAGCUUCUUGUCAUUGAAGAUGAUAUUGAGAUGGAAUUCAUAGACAAUAAAGAGAAGGAUACCAAAUAUAUCUGGAUUGGGUCAAAGAUUCAAGACGUGAAAGCACAAAGGAGUUCAGUUGAAAAUCCUGGAGUAAAAAAAAAAAGUUUAGAGACUGACAAGAACUGUGCUGUUUACAGAAGAAAACAAGUGUUCCAAGAUAACUGCCAGACUUUAAACAAGUGGAUCUGUAAGAAGAAUGCAACUUUGUUGGUCCUCUAA
This is a messenger RNA of Calypte anna (Anna's hummingbird), 780 nucleotides long. Its product is annotated as killer cell lectin-like receptor subfamily F member 1. The transcript is spliced from 7 exons. Lineage: Eukaryota; Metazoa; Chordata; Aves; Apodiformes; Trochilidae. The record is from RefSeq and is a predicted model, not a curated record. The coding region runs from base 1 to 780 and encodes 259 amino acids.